CCCGCGAAAGAGCAGUGAAUUCAAAAUUUCAAAACAAACCUGAUGUUGUUUUUCUUGAUAUGUAAGUGUUUACUCCGAGCUAGCUGACUGUUGGAGACACACAGCUUGAGUCUUCAUUUGGAAAAUGGACGUAGAAGGAAAGCACGAUUCCAGUACCAAUGAGAAAGUGGUGGAUAAAGCUAAACCGACUUCUAUCGAGGAUUUCAUCGUGUUGAAGCCAAUCAGCCGCGGUGCUUUUGGCAAGGUGUACCUCGCUCGGAAGAAGUCAAAUCCGCGAUUAUAUGCCAUAAAGAUGAUGAAGAAAGCAGAUAUGGUUGUUAAAAAUAUGACGCGCCAGAUGAAGGCAGAGAGAGCUGCACUUGCUUUGAGCAAAAGCCCCUUCGUGGUUCAACUGUACUACUCCUUUCAGACUGCCACCAAGAUCUUUCUGGUCAUGGAAUAUCUCAUUGGUGGAGAUGUCAAAUCUCUGCUACUCAUGUAUGGGUAUUUCGACCAGGAUAUGUCUGUAAAAUACAUUUCAGAGGUUGCAUUGGCUUUGGACUACCUCCACCGUCAUGGUAUAAUCCACAGGGACUUAAAGCCAGACAACAUGCUUAUAUCCAACAAAGGACAUGUUAAGCUGACAGACUUCGGCCUUUCUAAAGUCAAGCUUGACAGAGAGCUGAGUAUUUUGGAUAUCCUUACUACUCCAUCCUUGGCUAAACCAACACAAGAUUACUUCCGCACCCCGGGUCAAGUGCUCUCCUUAAUCAGCUCACUUGGAUUUAAUUCACCUGCAGCAGAAGGAAAGCGUCACUGCAGCGCCUCUGCUGCGUCAAGUCCAAUGUCCUGCGGCAAAGUUAGAAGGAAGAAAAACUCUCUUGGUUCUCCCUUGCUGAAGAAAAAAGAGCAGCAGUCACCGGCUAGAUUCCCUUGGAAAACAGGAUCCAACAAUGUUGUAUUUAGUCCUCACAACCUGGCUAAAAAGCUGACCCCCACCCUGCUGAAGACCAGUAAGAGGUUUGAGACGAUGAGUGCAGUCAGCACCACCGAUACUGAAGGGGCCAUCUCUCCAAUGUGGGAGUGUGAUGAGAAGGAAAAUGAACACACCAACGAACAGAAGGGGAAGUUGCCUUCUGAAUCCGAAGGGCCCAAACAGGACUGUGUGCUGACAAAAAACCCCGUUCUGGAUGAUUUGUGUCCAUCAGCCUCGUCCGUAAAGAGGACAUUUUCGGAAAUUGAGAGAAGCCCUGAGACGUUGGAGAUUCAAGCCAAGAAAAGUAACACAGCCUAUAAGAGAUGCUACAAGAUUCCAGAAGAACCUGCAAGGCCUCACACUGGCCUGACUGGAACAUUUUCCAACAUCCAAAUCGGUAACUUCUUGGCCUCCACUGAGGAGAUUGGGUUAGAUGAAGAGCGGAUCCCAACACUCUCCAGUCCCAUCGCUAAAAGUCUGUUUAGUGAACUAGAGGAGCCAACAGAGGACGUGUUUGAAGACGGACCCAAAGACCUGUCGCCUUUCACAUCACCCCUUACCGGGAACAGUGACAUUUGCAGGAGCUUGAGCCUUGAAUCUGAUGGCUCUAUGCAUGAAACAUCUCUCACUAUGCAAAGCUGUGCAUCUCUCAAGACAAGAAAGUUUGCCAAAUACAACAAUUCAGCAUCAUCUGAUGAGCAAGAGGAACAUAAAGAUUCAUCCAUGGCUGAAUCACUCCCACAAACUCCAUCUGCUGUUGCUAUGGGAACACCCAAACUUGGAAACUUUGUUCGGAAAGGAUCUGAGUGCUCCUUCCUUAACCGGCUCCCUGAUGGUGACACAAAGUCCUCCUCAUUCCUCAAGCCGAGAAAUGUUGUCAAUUUCCGUAGCUACUGUAGCUCCAUCAACCGCUCCAACAUGUCGGGGGUGUCCCGGUUAAGCACCGGUUCUGUUGAUGUUAUGGAGGUAUCCACAACUGCUUCCCGUCCCUCUGCAUCUGGCAACGCAACACCAGUGCAGAAAAGUACCAGUUCCAACAGCUCUCUAUUUCAGACUCCUCAGCCCAUGUCAACCGCUUACACCCCCUUCAGGACCCCAAAGAGUGUCAGGAGGGGGGCACUGCCUGUUGAGGGUGUACCCAUUUUAGGAACUCCUGACUAUUUGGCUCCGGAGCUUCUCUUGGGAAAACCACAUGGAAGUUUUCAGUGUGACUGCAUGGUGGAUUGGUGGGCGCUUGGUGUGUGUCUUUUUGAGUUCCUCACAGGUGUGCCACCUUUCAAUGAUGAUGCCCCUCAUCUGGUCUUCCAGAAUAUCCUCAACAGAGAUGUUCCCUGGCCUGAGGAAGAGGAGGAACUAUCUGUAAACUCAAGAAAUGCAAUUGAAAUUCUCCUAACCAUGGACAUGACUAAAAGAGCUGGUCUAAAGGAACUCAAGCCUCACCCGCUGUUUGAGGGCUUGGACUGGGACAACCAGCAAAACCAGCCAAUGCCUUUCAUACCGCAGCCAGAGGACGAAACCGACACCUCGUACUUUGAGGCAAGAAAUAACGCUCAGCACAUUGCCGUGUCCGGCUUCAGCCUCUAGAGUUAGUAACAGUUAUGUUUUAUUGAAGUGGCUGUCAACAAAUUGCGGCUAGUAGUGAAGUCAGAAUGUUGUGCGGGUUUGUGAAUUCACUUGAUCUCAUGGUGAAAAUUUCCCAGAAAUCUGAUCCACUAUAAAUACAAAAACCCGAAUCAGAAUCUGAUAGUUUCUCUGUUCAAGGUGAUAACAUUUUAAAAAGCAUUUGAGGUUUUUGCAAUCACUGGUCAUUAAAGCCAGGACAAAAGCCAUAUCUGUAAAAUGAUUACUUAGUUUACGAGUAGAAAGUAAACUUGUUUUAAACCUUGGUAUUACCAUAUUUAAUAGUUAUUUAUCUUAAAUUAGGUUCUUAUACUAGCAAAGUGGUAUUUGCUUUGGCUUUACCCUAUUAAAGGCUUUGAUCGCUGUGUUGUGAUAUAAAUGAAAUACAAGAUAAGUAAGUUCAUGUAGAUGUGUCACCUACUGCCGUGCCAACACCCAAUUUAUUUUGCCGCACUGUUCCUCAUGGUAAUGUUUUCUCUUGCUCUUAGCAGACUGGGUGGGCGAGUCGCCUGAAUUUAUCAUUAAGGGAUACAAAACCGCUUCAAAAAUACUAAUAUAUUCAUCAAUAAUCUAUUUUAAAUGUAAAUUGUGUUAAUAACUUUCAGUGUCAUUGUUUUAAGACCAUAGCAGGUUACUUUAUGUUGUAGCAGAACAGUUUUUUCUGCUUUUAUGUCAUCUUUGUUCGUUGUUUUGAUGUGUUCACCAGGUCAUAUUCCACACUACUAGUUUUAAGGAUAAGUUCACAAGGCUCCGAGUUGCGUGUGAAAUUGUAUCUUGUACAAAUAAAAUUUGUUUGUAACAUAA
This is a messenger RNA of Trematomus bernacchii (emerald rockcod), 3379 nucleotides long. RefSeq names its product microtubule associated serine/threonine kinase-like (gene mastl). The record is from RefSeq and is a predicted model, not a curated record. Gene Ontology annotation, biological process: peptidyl-serine phosphorylation; intracellular signal transduction. Gene Ontology annotation, cellular component: nucleus. The coding region runs from base 125 to 2539 and encodes 804 amino acids. Lineage: Eukaryota; Metazoa; Chordata; Actinopteri; Perciformes; Nototheniidae. The transcript has 13 exons. Gene Ontology annotation, molecular function: protein serine/threonine kinase activity; ATP binding.